This is a messenger RNA of Nomascus leucogenys (northern white-cheeked gibbon), 3209 nucleotides long. It is a transcript of the gene ZNF579, whose product is annotated as zinc finger protein 579. The record is from RefSeq and is a predicted model, not a curated record. The coding region runs from base 1138 to 3141 and encodes 667 amino acids. NCBI's taxonomy places the organism in Eukaryota, Metazoa, Chordata, Mammalia, Primates, Hylobatidae. The transcript is spliced from 3 exons.
CCCAGUGACCAGGGCCAAGCCCCAGGCCCAGGGCUAAGAAAUCCUCAGGGCCUCGACCCGGCCCCAAUUCUGCUGAUCAUGCCUUCGGGGAGCUGCAGGCUUGGCCCAGAGAAGAUUGGCCCCCCUCUAGGACCUGGGACCCCCGACCCCCACCCACCUCCCUCCUGAGUCCAGGGGUCAGGCCCUCAGCCGCCUCCUCCCUGGGGAUUCCGGGCAGCUGGGUCCCCAGCCCCCGCCUCCCCCUUGUCCUGGGAGCCCAGCCCCCUCCCCAGCCCCUCCUCCACCGGGACCCAGGAAUCCACACCUCCUCCAUACCGGAGUCCAGAUUCCCCAAUCUGUCAUGACCUGGACCCAGGAGUCUCAAUCCCCAGCUCCCAUCCCCAUCAGCCCCAAGAGUCUGGGCCCCUAGCCCCCUCCCAACUCAGACCAGAAGUCUGAACCCUCCUACUCCCCGACCUCUCCCAGCCCCUGGCGUCUGGGAACACACUCCAUUUCCCGGGCCUACCGGCUUCGAAUCCCACCCCCUCCACUCAGGCCCCAUGGGCUGUGUCCCAGCCCCUCCCAAAAUGUUCAGCCUGGCCGGGGGGCCUGGAGCAGAAGCGGUUCGCUGACUUUGUCCCCCUCCGUGCCUCUGCCCAGUUCACUCCCUCUGUGUCUCUGUCUCCUUGUCUCCCCGGCCGGCAACCCGCCACUGCUUUCUGAUCUCUGCGCUUGCACUAUCUCUGCCUCUGGGUCUCCAAGUCUCUUUGUUUCCUCUUCUCUGUGUCUCUGUCUCUCUGCUGGGUGUUCCUCACUCUCCUCCGUCUCUUCUCUGCUCUGCCUUUCACCAUCCUGUCUUUCUGCGUCUCCUGGUCUCUGUCUGUCCAUCCCCACUUCUCUGUAUCUCCCAUCUCUGCCUUCUCCUGUCUCUAUUCCCUGCUCUGUCGCUCUGUCUCUGAUCUCUCUCUUCCUGUCUCUCCGUCUCUCGCCUCUCCUAGGUGUCUCUCAUCUUUGUCUCUGUCUCAUAUCUCUCUCCUGGCUGAAUACCUGACCCUCUCUGCCUCUCCAUCGCUGUCUCUGCUUCUCCUUCUGCCACACCCCACGCACCUCUUUUUAUCUCUGCCCCGCUUCCCAUAUCUCCCCUCUCUCCCCACAGGCAUGGAUCCGCAGCCUCCUCCACCCGCCCAGGGCAGCCCACCUCACCGUGGCCGAGGCCGGGGCCGUGGCCGAGGCCGUGGUCGAGGCCGUGGCCGUGGCAGGGGGGGCGCUGGAGCCCCUAGGGCGCCCCUGCCCUGCCCUACCUGCGGCCGCCUCUUCCGUUUCCCCUACUACCUCUCCCGGCACCGGCUGAGCCACUCGGGGCUCCGGCCCCACGCCUGCCCGCUGUGCCCCAAGGCCUUCCGCCGGCCGGCCCACCUCUCCCGCCACCUGCGCGGCCACGGGCCCCAGCCCCCGCUGCGCUGCGCCGCCUGCCCCCGCACCUUCCCGGAACCCGCCCAGCUCAGGCGCCACCUGGCUCAGGAGCACGCGGGCGGCGAGGUCGAGCUGGCCAUCGAGAGGGUGGCCAAGGAGACGGCCGAGCCCAGCUGGGGCCCGCAGGACGGGGGCUCGGAGCAGCCCACCACGGCUGCAGCGGGGGCCACGGAGGAGGAGGCGGCCGCAGCGUGGCCUGAGACGUGGCCUGCGGGGGAGCCGGCCACGCUGGCUGCGCCCACCAGCGCCGCGGAGCCCCGGGAGUCGGAGUCCGAGGAGGCCGAGGCCGGGGCAGCAGAGCUGAGGGCCGAGCUGGCGCUGGCGGCCGGGAGGCAGGAGGAGAAACAGGUCCUGCUCCAGGCAGACUGGACGCUGCUGUGCCUGCGCUGCCGCGAAGCCUUCGCCACCAAGGGCGAGCUCAAGGCGCACCCGUGUCUGCGCCCCGAGGGCGAACAGGAGGGUGAAGGGGGGCCCCCGCCACGCCCCAAGCGACACCAGUGCUCCAUCUGCCUCAAGGCCUUCGCCAGGCCCUGGUCCCUGUCGCGCCACCGGCUGGUCCACUCCACCGACCGCCCUUUCGUGUGCCCAGACUGCGGCCUGGCCUUCCGCCUCGCCUCCUACCUCCGCCAGCACCGCCGCGUCCACGGCCCCCUCAGCCUGCUGGCCCCGCUGCCCGCGGCGGGCAAGAAGGACGACAAGGCCUCGGGUGCACGGAACUCAGCCAGGGGGCCGGAGGGGGGCGAGGCGGCGGAGUGCGGGGGUGCCUCGGAAGGGGGAGAAGGCGGGCAGAACGGAGGCGACGCCGCCCCGGCUCGGGCCCCCGCCGGGGAGCCCCGCUUCUGGUGCCCAGAGUGCGGCAAAGGUUUCAGGCGCCGGGCGCACCUGCGGCAGCACGGGGUGACCCACUCGGGAGCGCGCCCCUUCCAGUGCGUGCGCUGCCAGCGGGAGUUCAAGCGCCUGGCCGACCUGGCGCGCCACGCACAGGUGCACGCGGGGGGCCCAGCCCCGCACCCGUGCCCCCGCUGCCCGCGCCGCUUCUCGCGCGCCUACAGCCUCCUGCGCCACCAGCGCUGCCACCGCGCGGAGCUGGAGAGGGCCGCCGCGCUGCAGGCACUGCAGGCCCAGGCCCCGACGUCGCCGCCACCGCCCCCGCCGCCCCUGAAGGCCGAGCAGGAGGAAGAAGGGCUCCCGCUGCCCCUCGCAAACAUUAAGGAAGAGCCGCCCUCUCCGGGGACCCCACCCCAGUCCCCGCCGGCUCCCCCUGUCUUCCUCAGCGCCUCCUGUUUCGACAGCCAAGACCACUCAGCCUUCGAGAUGGAGGAGGAAGAGGCAGGACGACUUGGAAAAAAAGGCGGCGGACAGUUGGCCAGAGGGAUGGAGACUGGUGGGGACGCCCCCGCCUGCCUGUCCCCCGUUACACACACUGGACACCAUCACCUCUUUGGAACUGCCAGACCCUGGGGGUCCCCAGUGAGCAAAGGAAGGACACAGCUGCAUCAGAAAAUACGUGGCCCUCAACCAAGCAAGAAGCCGGUGAAGGCGGGGUUGAGAAGAAACAGGAAUGUGAGAAGAUGGAUCAUCCUCAUUCUGUCCUGUGGAAGCUCCGCGCGAUUAUCGUCACCACUGCCCUGUGGAAUCUCCGCGCCUUACUCCUACCACACCCUUACUCUAUGUCAGCGGUGCUACUAGGCACUGAGGAGAAGGGGUCCAAUACCCUCCUCUGAAAGAGCUGCAAUUCUAGCCCUGCAUUAUCCAAC